Ceratina calcarata is the source of this 1126-nucleotide messenger RNA. RefSeq lists its product as uncharacterized. Lineage: Eukaryota; Metazoa; Arthropoda; Insecta; Hymenoptera; Apidae. The record is from RefSeq and is a predicted model, not a curated record. The transcript is spliced from 3 exons. Bases 251 to 829 code for a protein of 192 amino acids.
UCCUGACAUCAUACUAAGUCCGGGAGAUCUUAAGGUAAUACAUCUUAUGGCAGAAGAGGCGAUGAAACUUCUUGUAACGCUUGACGAUGCAGAUAUCUGGCGUAUCAGCUGCUUCGUAAGUGUCCACAGCGUUCACGAGUUCUGCAACGAAGUUGAUAGGUGUCGUGUUUCCAACGGCGAUUAACGGAAAGACAAUUAAUGCACCGAAGAUGAUUGACCGUCUCAUCGUUUCCGGUUCGCUAGAAAUGAAAUGUCUGGAAGCAUGAAGUUUUGUUAUCAUAAUCCUGAAGAUUCAAAUACAGUACACGAAGAAAAUGCUGCAACGGCGUUUGAUGCAGUAGUUAAUAUUAUGGUCUCUUAUGACAUGGGAUGGACAAUCAGAGGCUGCGGUAGAGACUAUGAUAAUUUGAAUGGUUUUGGCUCUAUCGUUGGCGUAUUGAGUCGCCAAAUACUCGAUUAUUCAACAUGCAAUAGAAAAUGUAAAAAAUGUGAUAUGGGUCGUACUCCACUUGAUCACAACUGUAGAUUGAAUUAUUGGGACUCAUCAAAAGCAAUGGAGGCUCACGUUGCGAAUAAACAUGUCAACAAUAGCUCUAUUUUGAAAUCAAACAAUUUGCAAGUAGGUAUUUUUGUAGGCGACGAUGAUAGUUCUUCGAUAAGUGCUUGCCGUGCUGGCUCUUCCCAUCCAAUAGGAAAAUUGUCAGAUACAAAUCAUACUUCAAAUGGAAUUAAAAGACAACUAUACGACAUCGAAAAAACCCACAAUGAAUUAACUAAAAAUGAUAACGUAUUUACAUCGAUGCUUUACAUAUGCCAUGUCUCAACAUAGAGGGUACAGGAAGGCUAUGACGGAAGCAAUUCGAUGUAUUCCGUAUCAUGCUUUUAGCAUCAGAAAUGUGGUCAAUGGUGUGGAUUUAUUCAAGAUCGAGAAAAUUACGAUCAUAGGAUGGUCCCUGGAGGUUUUCAAGAUGAACUGUUAUUUAAAGCAGUUAAUGGAAUUUUUGAAAACUUGGAGGCUAAUGCAGAAAAAUUUUCUAUAGGCGUUUCAAGUAAUAUUAACGAAUCUCUAAACGCCAGUAUGGCACAUAAAGUUCACAAAGCCAAAUGCUUAAGUGUCACAGCGUCG